AUGGUUGCUUCCCACGUGAGGAAGAUGACCUCUUCAUAUACCACCACUACCACCACCAUCACAGAACCUCCCUCUGAAAGCCUGCAGAAGACAGUGCCCCUGUACCUGGAGGAAGACAUCCGCCCUGAAAUGAAAGAAGACAUAUAUGACCCCAGCUACCAGGAUGAGGAGGGGCCCCCACCCAAGCUGGAGUACGUCUGGAGGAACAUCAUCCUCAUGGCACUGCUGCACUUGGGGGCCCUGUAUGGGCUUGUGCUGGUUCCCUCAAGCAAGGUCUACACCUUGCUCUGGGCGUUUGUCUACUAUGUGAUCAGUAUUGAAGGCAUUGGAGCUGGAGUCCACCGCCUGUGGAGCCACCGAACCUACAAAGCUCGGCUGCCCCUGCGGAUCUUCCUCAUCAUCGCCAACACCAUGGCUUUCCAGAAUGACGUGUAUGAAUGGGCCCGAGACCACCGCGCCCACCACAAAUUCUCAGAAACGUACGCUGACCCUCACGAUUCCCGCCGUGGCUUUUUCUUCUCUCACGUGGGCUGGCUGCUUGUGCGCAAACACCCGGCUGUCAAAGAGAAGGGUGGAAAACUGGACAUGUCUGACCUAAAAGCCGAGAAGCUGGUCAUGUUCCAGAGGCGGUACUACAAGCCCGCCAUCCUGCUGAUGUGUUUCAUCCUGCCCACGUUUGUGCCCUGGUAUUUCUGGGGUGAAGCUUUCGUGAACAGCUUGUGUGUUAGCACCUUCUUGCGAUACACUUUGGUGCUCAAUGCCACCUGGCUGGUGAACAGUGCUGCCCACCUCUAUGGGUAUCGCCCCUACGACAAGAACAUUGAUCCCAGGGAGAACGCCCUGGUUUCGCUGGGAUGUCUGGGCGAGGGCUUCCACAACUACCACCAUGCCUUCCCCUAUGACUACUCUGCCAGUGAGUACCGCUGGCACAUCAACUUCACCACAUUCUUCAUCGACUGCAUGGCUGCCCUGGGCCUGGCGUAUGACCGGAAGAAAGUGUCUAAGGCCGCUGUCUUGGCCAGGAUUAAGAGAACUGGAGAUGGGAGCUGCAAGAGUGGCUGAGUCUGGCGUUGUCUUUGUUUCUAUUCCCAAAGCCAUCUGAACAGAGAUUUAAUGAUGUUGCUUAAAUCCUGAAAAAUACCAUCUAUGUUCUAAAGUGUCUCAUUUCAAGACUGUAUUCUUGUAAAAUAUUCUAAUGUUAAAUAAAAGGCAAAUCUCUCUUUUAU
Mesocricetus auratus (golden hamster) is the source of this 1226-nucleotide messenger RNA. RefSeq names its product stearoyl-CoA desaturase. The coding region runs from base 1 to 1062 and encodes 353 amino acids. Lineage: Eukaryota; Metazoa; Chordata; Mammalia; Rodentia; Cricetidae. Gene Ontology annotation, molecular function: iron ion binding; palmitoyl-CoA 9-desaturase activity; stearoyl-CoA 9-desaturase activity. The transcript is spliced from 6 exons. The record is from RefSeq and is a predicted model, not a curated record. Gene Ontology annotation, biological process: response to fatty acid; unsaturated fatty acid biosynthetic process. Gene Ontology annotation, cellular component: endoplasmic reticulum membrane.